Quercus lobata is the source of this 543-nucleotide messenger RNA. RefSeq lists its product as uncharacterized. The record is from RefSeq and is a predicted model, not a curated record. The transcript has a single exon. The coding region runs from base 1 to 543 and encodes 180 amino acids. NCBI's taxonomy places the organism in Eukaryota, Viridiplantae, Streptophyta, Magnoliopsida, Fagales, Fagaceae.
AUGUUGGUGUCAUCACAAGUGGAAGGCCCUGAGGGAGAAGCCUCGAGUAAAAGGUCCAGAAUCUCGGAUCAACCAAUCAUAGGAUUUUCUGAAGAUGAUAAGUUAGGAACCAUUCAGCCACAUGACGAUGCUCUGAUGGUGACCUUGCGGAUAGCGGGGUAUGAUGUCAAAAGGGUGAUGAUUGACCAAGGCAAUGAGACUGAGAUAAUGUACACAGACCUGUUUAAAGGUCUAGGGCUCAAACCCGAAGAUUUGGACCAAUAUGACGCCCCGCUAAUUGGGUUUGAUGGGAACACCACUAUCCCUAAAGGAAGAAUCCGAUUGCCAGUUUUGACUGGGGACAGAAUAGUGAAUGUGGAUUUCAUAGUAAUGGAUGCCUUUUUGCCGUACACCACCAUCUUGGCCAGACUGUGGCUGCAUGCCAUGGGGGCGGUCGCAUCUACAUUGCAUGUUAAGGUGAAGUAUCUCACUAAUGGAGGGGUGGUAGUGAUUGAUCAUCACGUUACUGAGUUGAGUUCUUCUGAAAUGGUCCCAACGUUGUAG